UACAUCGAAUUUGCGGUUUCCGCCGUUGAUUCCUAUUAAAUGACGUCAUAAUAUAAAGCAACGAACUUGUUGAUCUCGCAAGAGAUCUUGCAGGAGGGUUUUAUUUAAUAGAAUAAUACAGCUACAUUUUUUGAGUUACGUUCUACCAGGUAAGAAUGGCGAACCAGGGCCCUAGUUAUGGAUUCAGUCGUGAAGUUCGAAACAAGAUGGCAUCAAAAUAUGAUGAAUAUCUGGAAGAAGAUUUGAGAGAAUGGAUUGCAAAGACAUCAGAUUGCCAAAUUAUGAGCGAGAAAACUUUUCAAAGCUGGUUAAAAGAUGGAAGAGUGCUUUGCUUUUUAAUAGAAAAACUUCAACCUGACCUACUUAAGAAGGGGAUGCCCCAUGAAACCAUGCUCAAUCCAUUCCGAUGUAUGGAAAAUAUUAAUGCAUUUCUUGAUGCGAUUAAACUGAUGGGAGUACCUGAACCUUCCUUAUGCACAACCGCUGAUCUUUAUGAUGGGUCUGGGAUGUCACAGGUUCAAACUUGUCUGUUGGCAUUGGUGGAUGUGGCUAUUUCAAAAGAUUUGACUGAAACCGAUAUUGGAAUUCGAAUCCCAAAGAAACAAACAAAGGAAUGGAGUGAAAGUCAACUUAAAGCGGGAGAUACAAUCAUUGGUUUGCAGGCUGGAACAAACAAAUAUGCAAGCCAGUCAGGAAUGACGGCAUAUGGCUCAUCAAGACCUGCUUAUGAUAGAAAAUAUUCAUCACAAAAAUAAACAUUGGGAAAAUAGGUUUAAGAUAAACUUUUGACUGCAAUUGAAAAUUAACAUUGUUUUUAUAUUAUUUUACCUAAGAGUCUUUUUCUAUUUUGAUUGUGUUGUAACUUGAAUUCAUACUAACACGUUUUACCUUAUACGACUUUAUAGAAUACAAAUAUUAAUUUUUAAUUUUAAAAACACUGCCAAAAAUUAUUGCUUUUUGAAUUUUAAUGAUAAUGAAGUGUGUGAAAUACUAACAUUUGUUUUAGUAAAAUAUUUCUAAAUAAAAUAACAAUUUGCUAUAAACUCAUGUUUUUUUCAAGAUAAUGUUAGUCGAACAUUUCAAGUAAUGAAGUUAUGUAUAAGAAUUUCCAUUAAAUUCGUCUUCGUUGUUUUCUUGCAAGAAAAAAA
Ciona intestinalis (vase tunicate) is the source of this 1148-nucleotide messenger RNA. RefSeq names its product calponin-3-like. Gene Ontology annotation, biological process: actin filament organization; actomyosin structure organization. Gene Ontology annotation, cellular component: actin cytoskeleton. The record is from RefSeq and is a predicted model, not a curated record. Gene Ontology annotation, molecular function: actin filament binding. NCBI's taxonomy places the organism in Eukaryota, Metazoa, Chordata, Ascidiacea, Phlebobranchia, Cionidae.